AUGUGGGAAAGAGGUAGAAGAGGAAAGGAAAGAAUGGUGUGGUGGGUUUACUCAGAAAUUGAACGUUACAAAAGGGGAAGAAGUCAAGAACGCACCUUUGUAAUAUCCUUGUGUCGUGGUGUUUUGGUGAGGCAGAAGCCAAAAAAACGCAAAUCACCACCUCACAAGGGUAGUGGGUUCGGGUAUUGA
This is a messenger RNA of Prunus armeniaca (apricot), 189 nucleotides long. NCBI's taxonomy places the organism in Eukaryota, Viridiplantae, Streptophyta, Magnoliopsida, Rosales, Rosaceae. The record is from the annotation of a GenBank genome assembly.